Lathyrus sativus (Indian pea) is the source of this 807-nucleotide messenger RNA. Lineage: Eukaryota; Viridiplantae; Streptophyta; Magnoliopsida; Fabales; Fabaceae. The record is from the annotation of a GenBank genome assembly.
AUGGACGUAACUUUUGAAGUGCAAGGAGGAAGACCAUUCUCAAUUGAAGUAGGUUUUUUCGACACUAUUUUAGAAAUUAAAGAAAAAAUUCAAAAGUAUCAAGGAAUUCCAAUCUCCAAGCAAACCCUAAUUUUCAAUGGUGAAAUUCUUCAAGACGACGGCGAUAUUUGGAAGUGUGCGAUUUUUCAAAACUCACGCAUUCAUCUCAUGGUGGCCGCCGUAGAUCUUGAUCAUCAGAAACUGCAGAGAGAGCAGGAUACCAAAUUUAACCUCAAUGUCAAAACUCCUUCGUCCAAAUCUCCCAUUCAUGUCGAAAUCGACAAAAACUAUACGGUUUUAAAGCUCAAAGAAAAAAUUAACGAUAUUGAUCAAAACGAUGUUCCAUUGAGCAAUGUCAUGUUGCAUUCAAACGGAACUGAAUUGCAUGAUAAUGAGUUCUUACGUGAUUGCAAUGUUUCGGAAAAGAGCGAAAUUGAGGUGAGUUUUAAGCCACAGAUACCGGCUACACCUGCGAUUCUCGGCGGUGGAGGCGGUGGAAGAGCAUCGAACAUGUUGAAGCUAAUGAUUUUGCCAAAAAAUGGUACAAAGAAAAUAGCUAUUGCAAUGAAUGUUUCUGAUAAUGUUGGAGAAUUGAGAAAAGUGCUUCCUAAAUUGAGUCAAAGGCUUCAGUUUCAUCUUCCACAAGAAGGUUACUUUUUCAUUUAUAAGCAAAAUGUUAUGGAUGAUGAUAAGUCUUUUCAAUGGCAUCAUGUUUGUGAGGGCGAUACCAUUGAAAUUUUUAAUGGUAGUGUCACAAGUGGAUCAUGA